This is a messenger RNA of Eublepharis macularius, 1565 nucleotides long. RefSeq names its product BCDIN3 domain containing RNA methyltransferase (gene BCDIN3D). Gene Ontology annotation, biological process: miRNA metabolic process; negative regulation of pre-miRNA processing. The transcript is spliced from 2 exons. Gene Ontology annotation, molecular function: RNA methyltransferase activity; O-methyltransferase activity. NCBI's taxonomy places the organism in Eukaryota, Metazoa, Chordata, Lepidosauria, Squamata, Eublepharidae. Gene Ontology annotation, cellular component: cytoplasm. The coding region runs from base 1 to 813 and encodes 270 amino acids. The record is from RefSeq and is a predicted model, not a curated record.
AUGGCGGCGCCCAUGAACGAUUGCCGUGAAGCCUUUGAGGGGAUGGAGCCCUCCGUUCUCCCGGCCGGGGCGGCUCCGUAUGGGAACUUUCCCGAUUAUUCUCGUUUCAAUCCGCCGGAGGGGCGCAUUCGCCUCCUUCCCGCCGCGCUGCUGAGCCGGUUAUUCCCAGGCCCCCACGGGAGGCCGCUGCUGGCGCUGGACGUAGGAUGCAACUCGGGGGAGCUCAGCAUUGCCCUCUACAGACACCUCCUUGGACUGAAGGACAACAGAGACAGCCCAGAAGGUCCUGUGGCUGGGAAGGAACUGAGCCUCCUUUGCUGUGACAUUGAUAGGGAGCUGAUCGAGCGAGCCAAGCAGCGAAGCCCCUUCCCUGGCUCCAUUUCCUAUGUAACUGUCGAUAUCAUGGACCCUGAUACCCGGGAGCCUCUGCUGUGCUCCUAUUUGAGCAGGUUUGGACGUUCCGCUUUUGACAUUUGCUUCUGUAUGUCUGUGACUAUGUGGAUCCACCUGAAUCACAGAGAUGGCGGCCUGGUGGAGUUCUUGUCCUGUCUCGCCUCUAAGUGCACGUACUUGCUGAUUGAGCCGCAGCCGUGGAAGUGUUACCGAGCAGCUGCCCGGCGCCUACGGAAGCUGGGCAGGAACGACUUCGACCACUUCCGAUCCCUCACCAUCAAUGGGGACAUGGCAGAGAAGAUUACCCAAAUCUUGACUCAAGACUGUGGCAUGACGCUUGAGUGUUCUUUUGGGACCACCAGCUGGGACAGGAGCCUCUUGCUUUUUAAAUCGAGUAGACCAAAUAUUUGCGGCGAUUAAGGACCUGGCAGUGUUUAUAUCCCGUCAGAGACAAGGCGGUGGGUUAUCGGCAAGGCUGUCUGAUGUUGGCCUGUUCGCUUGCAUACAUAUAUUUUAAGGUCAUAUCACUAAAAUGCACCUUUUCAUCUUACUGUGCUUGGGAGUAAUGACACGUAUGUGUCUUUCCAUGAAGCGUAGUCACUGUAUGGUGUCAGUGACUGCGCAUAGGGUGGUCAGGUGAUACUUGAGUGGAGAGCGCUGAUGGGACAGGGUUGUGAUGAAGGAACUGCAGCUUCACAACUCAGGGAGUAAGUCCUAUAGACAGCACACUGUACAAGGAAGAUUAGCGGAAGUUUUGGCUGGCCUCGGAAUGUCACCCAAAUGGAGGGCUCUCUUUGCGAGUUGGGGGAAUUUGCAUUAGAAUUUCUCUGGAAAAGUCAAUAAUGCUAGGAAAAGUGGAAGGCAGUAGGAAAAGAGGAAGACCUAAAACGAGAUGGCUGGACUCAAUCAAAGAAGCCACGUCUUCCAGUUUGCAGGAUCUGAGCAAGUCUGUUAAUGAUAGGACAUUUUGGUCUUUCCUUCCUAAGAUCACCAUGGGUCGGAGGCGACUUGAUGGCACAUAACACACACACAAAGUUUGAUAUUGUUGUAACCCACUCUGAACCUUCUUGCGGGGAAGGCGGGCUAUAAAUUGAAAUAAAUGAAUAAAUAAAUAUUAGUGUACAGAUUUGUUUACCUUGCAGAUAUUAUAUACUAUAUUAUGUUAGGUGUGU